Achroia grisella is the source of this 1604-nucleotide messenger RNA. RefSeq names its product aldehyde dehydrogenase X, mitochondrial-like. The record is from RefSeq and is a predicted model, not a curated record. The transcript is spliced from 11 exons. Gene Ontology annotation, molecular function: aldehyde dehydrogenase (NAD+) activity. The coding region runs from base 61 to 1530 and encodes 489 amino acids. NCBI's taxonomy places the organism in Eukaryota, Metazoa, Arthropoda, Insecta, Lepidoptera, Pyralidae.
UAUACACUCUGUGGGUGACAUCCAGUGUGUGCAGACGUGUUUAAAAUUAUCUAAACAAAAAUGUCUAAGGUCGACAUUAAAUACACGAAGUUGUUCAUCAACAACGAGUGGGUGGAUGCUGCUAGCAAGAAAACAUUUCCAACUAUUAACCCUCAGGAUGAAACCGUGAUCACUCAAGUAGCUGAAGGAGAUAAGGCUGAUGUUGAUAAAGCAGUAAGUGCGGCUAAGAAAGCCUUCCACCGAUAUUCGGAAUGGCGUACCAUAGACGCCUCCCAAAGAGGUCGCUUGCUCCUCAAACUGGCUGAUCUCAUGGAACGAGACGUGAAAUAUCUUGCGGAAUUAGAAACCCUGGACUGCGGAAAGCCAAUCAAAAAUGCUGAGAAUGAAAUUCUAUGGUCCGCCGGUAUUGUCCGAUAUUACGCUGGGAAAGCGGACAAAAUUCUUGGAAAUACAAUUCCAGCAGAUGGUGAAGUCUUGACAUUUACUCUAAAAGAACCAGUAGGUGUAUGCGGUCAAAUACUGCCAUGGAACUAUCCUAUUCCUAUGUUCAUAUGGAAAGUUGCACCCGUAUUGGCUACAGGUUGCACAACUAUUAUAAAACCUGCAGAGCAAAGUCCAUUGACAGCCUUAGCUCUAGCCGCCCUGAUUAAGGAAGCUGGCGUCCCGGCAGGCGUUGUGAAUGUAAUCCCUGGUUACGGCCCUACUGCCGGAGCUGCUAUUACCCACCAUCCUGAUGUCGACAAAGUCGCAUUUACUGGAUCCACAGAGGUGGGCCGCAUCAUCAUGUCAGCGGCAGCAGCUGUAAAUCUGAAACGCAUUACCCUUGAACUCGGAGGCAAAAGUCCCCUUGUCAUCUGCAAUGAUGCCGAUGUGGAGCAGGCAGCCAUAAUUGCUCACAAUGCUGCAUUUUCUAAUGGUGGUCAAUGUUGUGUUGCUGGUACAAGAACAUAUGUUCAAUCUGGCAUAUAUGACAAAUUUGUGGAGAAAGCUACUGAAAUUGCUAAAAAAAGAAGCGUUGGAAAUCCCUUUGAAAACGUAGAUCAAGGACCUCAGAUCGACCAAGACAUGUUCGACAAAGUAAUAGGGUACAUUGAUGCUGGAAAGAAAAGUGGUGCUAGAUGUGUAGUAGGUGGGAGCCGUAUUGGUCAAGUUGGAUACUACAUUCAGCCAACUGUAUUUGCUGACGUAAAAGACGAUAUGAAGAUUGCCAGGGAGGAGAUUUUCGGCCCGGUUCAAAGCAUCUUAAAGUUUGACACGUUGGAGGAGAUGAUUGACCGCGCUAAUAAUACUGAGUACGGUCUUGGAGCUGGAAUUAUCACCAAGGAUAUCACAGCCGCGCUUACUUUUGUGAAACACGUCCGUGCUGGCUCUACCUGGAUCAACACAUAUGAACAUAUUGUCGCUCAGACACCAUUUGGAGGAUUCAAGCAAUCUGGUACUGGACGUGAAUUGGGCGAGGAAGGCAUACAACAAUAUUUAGAAAACAAAACUGUGACGAUAAGCCUGCCAAAGAAACCACUGCUACAGUAACAUACUAUAAUAUUUCAUUAAAACAGUACCAAUUUAUGACACUAUUAUGACAUUUCAAAAAUUAUUAAUUAUCA